This is a messenger RNA of Menidia menidia (Atlantic silverside), 2151 nucleotides long. The record is from the annotation of a GenBank genome assembly. NCBI's taxonomy places the organism in Eukaryota, Metazoa, Chordata, Actinopteri, Atheriniformes, Atherinopsidae.
UUUAUAGGUGUCUUCAGGUGUCUGGUAACAAACACAGUCAAACUCAUUAUCACGCAUACAUAAAUAAAAUAAUAAAUUGAAAGAGAGUUACAAAUAACAGUAGUAAAAUACAAUAGAAAAAUAAAGUGCACAUAUUAAAUUCUACAACUAAAAAAACACUUAAAACACUUUAGUAGAGGAGGGCAUAAACACAUUUUUGAAUCGCUCCCUUCUGCAGCGCCAUGACUGGAGCCAAGAAAAUGUUGUUCCAAGAACAGUGCUGCUCAAGUUGAUGUUCAUAAAGGACAACACUUCCCACUAUGUACAUAACAUAGUUUUUAAACAAUGGAGCAUGACAUUAAAGUACAUUCCCACAACAUUUACCUUCAAUUAUGGAAGCUUUUAGAUAUUGUUGCAAAAAUACUGCAAAAUAUUAUCAUUUCCAUGGAAUCUUUUCAUUUCCCCACCACAUACUUGAAAAAAUAAUAUAUUGCGUUCUUUUAUCCAAAGCGAAUGAUAAAUUAAAAAGUCAAAUGUAUUUUGCUAAACCGUACAUCUGUCAACUUUGGAAUUUAAUACAAUGCCCAGAAUGCGUUUCGGCAUUUUAUCCAAUAAAAAUAUUGCUCAUGCCAAAUGCCAGAUUUCAACCAAUGAAAUUCCAGGAAGCUGGAUCCUCAAAUAAACGUCACUAUGUUCCUCGUCAGUCAUAACCCCAUGGAUCAGUGAUAAAAUUAAAGAAACUUUGGGACCUCUGGGAUUUUUUUUCUGUGGGUUCAGCCUCCCUUGCUUGUACCCUUUUGAGUCUUGUUGUGGUGUGUUCUGUCUCAAAGUUCAUGACGGUUGCUGACGGAGACUCCUUAGCGCUUAUCAUGCCUGUCCGAGCAGAGUGCCGCUGUACAACCGGCUCGGCCUGCCCAUCCUCGGCCUGUCUUGUUCCCCCUGCGCCGAUCAACACUUACCAGCCGGGGGUGGCUACGACGCUGCUGUACAGUGGCUCACAGUUUCGGGGAUACCAACGGAGCAAAGGCAACUCAUACGACGUCGAAGUGGCUUUGCAGCAUGUGACUGUGGAGGACUCAUAUUUGUGUGGAUACCUGAAGAUCAAAGGCCUGACUGAGGAGUAUCCAACUCUUACUACGUUCUUUGUUGGUGAAAUUAUUAGCCGCAAGAGGCCUUUUUUAACUAGAAAGUGGGACGCAGAUGAGGAUGUGGACAGAAAGCACUGGGGAAAGUUCCACGCUUUCUACAAGUAUGCCAAAAGCUUUAACUCAGAUGAGUUUGACUACAACGCUCUUGAAAACAGUGAUUAUAUCUUCAUGAGGUGGAAGGAGCAGUUUUUAGUUCCGGACCACACAAUCAAAGACAUCAGUGGGGCUUCCUUUGCUGGUUUCUAUUACAUCUGCUUCCAGAAAUCUACUGCAACCAUUGAGGGCUAUUAUUACCACAGGAGCUCAGAGUGGUACCAGUCUUUAAGCCUCAACCAUAUUCGAGAGCACAGUAUGCCCAUCUACGAAUUUCGGUGACGUUGAGGAAUUCGGUUUGGAGGAAAGGACAGUUCAGGCUGCCCUGCGCUGAUCUGGGACAGGAAGAACGGAGAGCCCUCUGAGGCCGCAGCACUGGAGGUGACACUCUAGUGCCACGCUGCAGAAGAGAGGGCACAAAUUGAAGAGUGAGGAAGGCCGUGGCACAUGUACAGUUCUGCAGCAAAGCUGAUGUUUGGCGUUUUAAUUUGCUCUUUUUUGGCUUGCUUUUAUUUCAGUUCACCUCUCUGCACUCACACGAGCCGCCUCCGAGCAUUCUGGCAUGCAAAUAAAAUCAUGUUUUCUUUCAGGAGGAGAGCAAACAUUGCCUUUCAGUUACAAGUUGCAAAGAUGAGAGUAUGAAAGUUGUGGAAAGAGUUUUGUUCAGGAAAGAUGGAGAUAUUUCUCCUCUCUUUGAUAUAAAAAUAAUGUGCGAGAUGGGUUUGAUUCCUUGUAGUGUGCUUUUUGGCAAAGGAUUGCAGCGGGAGCAGACUUGUCAACAAGAUAUGUGUAUGAGUUGUUGACCAACGAUGGUGUGCUUGUUUGUUGUUUCAAAGCCAAGAGCAGUUAGUAACUGAAACGCUCCCAGCUGGACUGAGCUCUGAAAACAGGUCAUUCGUGUAUCAAAUAACCUUUUUUUUUUUUUUUUUUU